AUAUAUUUUAUUUAAAAACGCAUGCGCUAAUAUGACAGAUAAAAAUUUGAGGUUGGAACAAUAUAGAAAUAACUGUCAUUUUUUGUAAUUAUUUUAAUGUAUAUUUUGUAAUAUAUAAAAAUUUGAUAUUAAAAAAUGAUGUCUGAAAGAGAUUAUGCACCUCUUAGUCCUGCUUGUGUACGUUCUCUUAAUGACAAACUUUACGAAAAACGAAAAGCAGCAGCCUUGGAAAUAGAAAAAAUGGUAAAAGAAUUUGCUGCACACAAUAAUACUGUUCAAAUUAAACGAUUGUUAAAAGUGUUAGGUCAAGAUCUUGCUACAUCACAAAAUCCACAUACACGAAAAGGUGGUUUGAUAGGUUUAGCAGCAAUAGCAGUAGGAUUGGGAAAAGAUACUGGUCAAUAUAUAGAAGAUUUAAUUCAUCCUAUUCUAGCUUGUUUCUGUGAUUCUGAUUUACGUGUAAGAUAUUAUGCUUGUGAAAGUUUAUAUAAUGUAGUAAAAGUAGCAAGAGGAGCUGUAUUGCCACAGUUUACAGAUAUUUUUGCAGCACUUAGUAAAUUAGCAUGUGAUUCAGAACAAUCAGUGAAAAAUGCUACUGAGUUACUUGACAGACUAAUGAAGGAUAUUGUAACAGAAAGUGGUUUAUUUGAUUUAGUUGGAUUUAUGCCUUUAUUGCGAGAACGUAUUUAUACUAAAAGUCCAUUUGGUAGGCAAUUUGUAAUAGCAUGGGUAUCAGUUUUAGAUGCUGUUCCUAAUAUGGAUUUUAUUAUAUUUCUACCUGAAAUUCUUGAUGGUUUAUUUAGAAUAUUAGAAGAUCCAACACAAGAAAUUAAAAAAGUUACAGACACAGUUCUUGGUGAAUUUUUGAGAAGUAUAAAAGCUAAUCCUGGAAGAGUAGAUUUUCCUGGAAUGAUAAAUAUUUUAAUUACACAUGCUCAAAGUACAGAUGAAUUAUUACAAUUAACAGCAAUUACAUGGAUUAAGGAAUUUGUACAUUUAUCAGGUCCUCUAAUGCUUCCUUAUAUGUCUGGUAUUCUUAUAGCAGUAUUACCCUGUUUAGCAUAUGAUGGAGAUACCAGAAAAAGUAUUAAAGAAACUGCAACACAAGUCAAUAUAAAUUUGAUGAAAUUGAUAACAAUGAAGAAUAAAGAAAUUGUAAAUAGUGUUAGUGAAACUAAUAUUCAAUCUCAAAAAGAUUCUAGUCAAUCUUGUUCCUUAGCUGAAAGUUUAGAUUUAUCUAGUGUUGUCGAAGUGUUAACAAAAUAUUUAAUGUGCAUGUCAGUCCAAACAAAAGUUGCUGUUUUAAAGUGGAUUCAUCAUUUAUUCACCAACAUUCCACAUAAAAUGUUUAAUCAUAUUGAAAAUUUAUUUCCAAUUUUAAUGAAAUCUUUAAGUGAUAAUUCAGAUGAAGUAGUACAACAAACAUUAGUUGUAAUGGCCGAAAUAAUUAGUUCAAAAUCACCUGAAGCAGCAAUUACAGAUUCAAAUGCAAAAAUGCAAAAUAAGUAUUUUACAAAAUUUAUUGAAUUAUUAAGAAUAUUUUCAGCAGACAGACAUUUAUUAGAAGAAAGAGGAGCUUUUAUCAUUAGAGAAUUAUGUGUUUUAUUAAGUGCUGAAGAUAUUUAUAAAACAUUAGCAAAAAUAUUGUUGGAGGAACCAAAUUUAAGUUUUGCAUGUACAAUGAUACAAACUUUAAAUGUUAUACUAUUAACAAGUUCAGAAUUAUUUGAUUUACGCAAUAAACUUAAAGACUUAGAUUCUUUAGAAAGUUGCGAAUUAUUUAAAUGUUUAUAUAUAUCUUGGUGUCACAAUCCUGUUGCAACUGUAGCAUUAUGUUUUUUAUCACAACAUUAUGAACAUGCAUGUAACAUUAUUCGAUCAUUUGAAAACAUAGAAGUAACCGUGGAAUUUCUUACUGAAAUAGACAAAUUAGUACAAUUAAUCGAAUCUCCAAUUUUUACUUACUUGAGGUUACAGCUUUUAGAAAGAGAAGAAAAUGAUGCUUUAGUAUAUGCACUUUAUGGUCUACUCAUGAUUCUUCCUCAAAGUGAAGCAUAUGCAACUUUACAAAGACGUUUAGCAGCAAUACCACCAACAACAAAAUCUAUACCAAGAACAGUAUCGAAUCCAAAAUCUUUUAAAGACAUAUUUGAUUUUUCUGAAUUAUUAAAACAUUUUCACACUAUUCAAGAACAGCAUAAAGAGCAGAAACGUAAACAACGAUUAACAAAUUUAACAGAAAAAAAUACAAAUCAUGCAGAUAUAUAAAUAACAUUUUUAUAAUAUUAAAUUUUAGAUAAUUAUAAAUAAUAAUUUAAAAAUUGGU
Apis florea (little honeybee) is the source of this 2326-nucleotide messenger RNA. RefSeq names its product protein VAC14 homolog. The record is from RefSeq and is a predicted model, not a curated record. Gene Ontology annotation, biological process: phosphatidylinositol biosynthetic process. Lineage: Eukaryota; Metazoa; Arthropoda; Insecta; Hymenoptera; Apidae. Gene Ontology annotation, cellular component: PAS complex; endosome membrane.